UCUCUUUUCUUUUGGCUCAGUGAGUCGCAGUAAAUCCUAUUGUGAUGCUAAACUGAUUUUCGGAAGGGAGUUACAGAGACAGAGAGAGGCAGAGAUACAGACAGAGAAGGAGAGAGAGGAGGUCUGGAUUUGCGUUUGGGCAGACCUGAUCUGAUGUGACCUUCGUACAUGUUGGAGUUUUGCCACAUUCUCCUCUCAGUAAACUUUUUAACCUUCUCCAGCGGGUAGUUUCGAGGUGUUGUUGGAGUCUGUACGCCAGAGGAUCAGCCGCUCUCUGCGCUUCAAGAAUGCACUUUGCACGAAACGCAGCUCGGUGCUCGGACACCUCCUGCUUUGCUUUCCCCCCCUUUUCUUAACGACGAAUUCUAAAUGAAUGAAGCAAAUGCGCUCGUGAAACAGAUAUCGUUUUCUUUAGUCCUCUUAGCCCAUCCUCAGUCCGCCGGGCCGCUGCCGGGCUGAGGUCAGAGGAGCACGGAGCGAGCGCUCCCUGGCCGGGCAUGGAAAGCGGCGGUCGGGCGGGGCUCCAGCCGGUGGCGGGCGAAGGAGAAGGAGGAGGCGGCUGGGUGCUAGUGGAGGCCCGGCUGCAAGGAGGAGCGCCGUGGGGCUUCACCGUGCAGGGCGGCCUGGAGCACGAUGAGCCCCUCAUCAUCUCCAAGGUGGAAGAGGGCGGUAAGGCGGACAGUUCGGCGCAGCCUCUGCUAGUGGGGGACGAGAUUAUCAUCAUUAAUGACGUGGAGCUGACUGGUUACAGACAGGAGGCCAUCGCUCUAGUCAAAGGAUCGUACAAGACUCUGCAGCUCACCGUCCGCAGGAAGCUUGAUCCUGGAGACAUCGUGGACUUUGGUACUUCACACUCCUCCGUCCAUGCUCUUCCUCCCCCUUCUCCUCCCCCUCCUCCUCCUCUUUCCUCUGUCUCGCCACCACCACCCCAACAACAACAGCAACAGAAAACACCACCGUCAUCCCACCGCAGCAGAACAUGUUCAGCAGGAGGUGUCCAGCUGCGCAUCAAGAACAGACGCAGUGAGCAGACGUCUCGUCCUCACUCAUGGCAUUCAACAAAGCUCGGUGAGGGUCAGCAAGAAGGUGACCCAGAAGCAAUGGACUCAGUGACCAGUGCCUGGCAUCACAGCUACCACCCCAGUGCCUCAACCACUGACCUAUCUGGUGGGUUUGACUCAGGCGGUACCUACCUGAGGAAGAGUCCUGACCAGUACAGCUCAAGAGGGAGCAUGGAGAGCCUGGACCCUCCUCUGUCCUCCCAGCACCACUCCAGAUCUCAGCACCACCACCCACUGGGCCACCACACCCACAGUGGACCCCACCUCACCUACUCUUCCUGUCACCAGCUAUCCUCUGCCAGGUCCUCUAACAGCAUUGAUCACCUCCACAGCAAGCGUGACUCAGCCUACUCCUCCUUCUCCACCAGCUCCAGCAUCCCAGAGUACCUUGCUUCCACCCCCUCCUACAGCCCAGAGCGCUCUUAUUCACUUGAGACUGUCUCUCAAAGAGGUGGAGGAAGUGGAGAGAUGCAGCAGGCUGACAUACGUUAUGUCCGGACGGUUUACGAUGCCCAGCAGGGCCUCUCUCAAGAGCACGAGCUGACCUCCACCUCCGCCGCAUUGACGCGCAACAGUGAUUCCAGAAGACCUGGCCUGAGCCGAGAUCUGCAAGUGGGAGGGGUUUGUUACCAUGGCAGCAGCAGUGGCAGCAGCAGCAGCAGUGGCAGUAGCAGUGGUGGUGUGCCAGCUUCAAACAGACACAGUGUGGGUCCAAUAUGGGGUCCAGCUGCCAGCUAUAGCUCCUACGAGAGCCUGAAGGGGGCACCAGCUCCACCGAGGCGCAGCGACAGUUAUGCAGCCAUCAGGAACCACGAGAGACCAAACUCCUGGUCCAGUCUGGAGCACGCACGGUCACUGCGGUCUCUGCAGAAAGGGUCCUGGCAUCACUCUAGUGGUCCUGUGGCCUCAGGUGCAGCUAAAGGAUCGUAUGGCACUGAGGGUCAGCUCCAUACAGUGAUAGAGAAGAGUCCAGAGAGCAGCCCCACUACAAAGCCCCGGCAGGGUGGAGGCUUUCCCCAGCCCCCUUCCCCUACCGGACCCUCCACAGGUCCCACCCCCCAAUCGGGUCGGUUCAUUUUGCCCACAGGCAAGUACCCUGUCCCCCAGCCUGAGCCCCACUAUGCACACAUACCCAGUGCCGGGCCAAGCUCCUCUGGAGUCUACCCUGCCCUGGCCAAGGAGAGCAGCCGACAGCAGCACCAGGGGCUGCAGGGCAUCGGAGGGAGAGAGGAGAGAGCCACAGAAGAGCAGAGAUAUGGAAAAAUGUUGUCUUCAGAAAACGGAUACCAAAGUAAUGCUUCUUCUUCAUCAUACUCUUCUUCAGCAUCUUCUACACAGCUCAGGACUCAAGCACUUGAGGCAGACAGGCCUCAACAGGAAGAGUCUAACUUUGGACUCAUUAGACCCCACAUGAAAACUGCUGGAGGCGGAUCAGAUGGCCAGACGGGAGCCCACAAGCCCCAGAACCUCCAGGGACAUCACGGUCAGAACUUCCAAGGGUCCCAUAUUCAUACAGGCCAGGGACCUCAGAGCCAAGUGUUUCAGGAGCAGACCCAGAAUUUACAUAAUCCCCACAUUCAGUCGACCUCAGGAGUCAUGCACACAUCCUCACAAGAGAGGAGAGACACCUGCUCACCUGUUCAGUCUAAGGGAGAAAGGAGCAGAUCACAGGACCAGAACAGCAUUCAUUCAGAGCCAGUGGUGUGCUCCAGGCUUACCCAGGGACAGAUGUCAACGACCCACUUACCUGCUCACCCUCAGCCUCAGGCUCCGACCACCUCCACCUCCCAGCCUCCAACCCGUCUUCUCAGUGACUCAGCAGCUCUCCAGUACCAGCGGUGGGACCACAGAGAGCAGGACAAAGACAGCGAGCACCCACUGACCCGUCUCGAGAUCGCUCUCGCUGAGGUUCAACGAUGCGCCAGCCCUGACAGUGUUGUCUCUGCUGGUAGUCAUGACAACAAUAACUUUGUUGAUGGCAGCCAAGGACCUGCCCGCACCCUCUCCGUCCUGGAGAAGGUCAGUCGUUUCGAGCGUCGGGAACGUGCCGGAAAGCAGCGCAGUCACAGCACUGCUAAUGCACACAACAAAGCCAACCAUUUGAGGACAACUGAGAAAGGACGCAACUCCACCUGUGGAGCGGAAGACCUCAGAAACAUGUUGGAGAGAAGCACCAGUGGGACCAAGGCCCACAGGACGCUGAGCUACAGAGGAGGCAGCAGCGAGCACAUGAAAUACAGGACCCCAGCAGAUCCCACUUCAGCCCUCCAGAGGAGCCGCAGCAGCUUCCAGCUGAAAGAAUCAAGGGACGGGGACAGCAACAGAGACAUGCCCUGGAAACACGACUUUCAAGAGAUGCUGGGUUCCAUGCAGGACACAUCCUUCAACAGAUCUUACAGAGAUUCUUUGAAAGAUGCCCAGUCAAAGGUCCUGCGGUCUACCUCCUUUAGACGGAGAGACCUGAGCUCCUCAAACCUCAGCCCUCCACCUCCUGUAGCUCCUCCUCCUCCUCCCAUCUCCUCCCCCAGCAGCCAUCAGCCUCCACUCAUCCCUGCCAAGCACCACUCCCUGGAGAAAAAAGGCCCCAAGACCAUGCCCAAACCACAGGGCAUCUUCAUAGUUCCACAGUCCCCACCACCAGUCACUUCUCCUCACACCCCGAAGGAGCGGUAUGUGGUCAGCCCAGAGGUUCGAGGUCCGAGCCCCCCAGCACUCCCCAGUGUCCCACCAGUUGGACCACCUGCUCUCAUACGGAUCUGCGGUCGCAAGCGUCUGGCAGCGGAUCAGAAGAAGCGUUCAUACUCAGAGCCAGAGAACAUGAACGAGGUCGGUGUAUCAGAUGCCGAAACUGCUGCCCUCUUCAGACGUGGAGGAGAGACCAGUGUGGCGGACCGACGAAAGAUGUUUGAGCUUGCAGCAAGCCGUGUCAGCGAUGGGGUUCUGCAAAAUGCCACGUCAAGGCCCGACUUACGGCAGCUUCAGCAUGAUGCUCUGGCUGAGUAUGUGGAGAGGAAGAGAGGCGUGAAAAGAGAUGAGGGAGGACAGAGGAGUGGAUUAAGGCCUCGCAGUGUUUAUCUAUUGGCUGAUAACAGUAACCAUACAGUCUCUCGUUAUCACUCAGACGCCAUCAGCCUCUCGUCCACCUCCAGCCUGCUGUCUGUCCAAGACUUUGGUGCUGAUCGAAGCUUCUCCUCUGGAGAGAGGAGAAGCUCCACCCUCCCUCCUGGAGCUGACUUGCGGAGCUUCCAGUCCAACCUCUUCUACCCAGGCAGGGUGACCACUCCGAGACCUCCAGUGCACCCGCAGCCAAGUGCUCCUCCUGAGCCCCAAUCCCAGACCUUGCAGGAUCUCAACCCUGAAACAGGGCUCAGCGGACGUAGUCAGUCCUCCUGCGGAGACCCAGACGUGGGCCACCAGCAGCUGGACACGGGGCCUCAACUCAACCUGGGCCUGUCCAAGCAGCUCGACCGCGCUCUGCACAAGGUCCAAUCAGCUCGAGGCUCUGUAAAGUCAGUUUCUGCUGAGGAUCUCCUGGAGAGAUCCGAGGACAGACGAAUGACUUCCCAACACUACCGAUCCCGCUCGUCCCCCACGGGAGAGAGACUGAACGAGGACUUCCCUCCAGGUGACAUGAGCAUGUUUGGUGAUUUGAUCUCUGAAUCUGGACGCCACCCUCUGGUUGACGACAAAUCUGCAAACAUCCGAGCAUCGGGGGGCCACGUCUCUCUUCAAAACCCCCAGAACAGUCUGAACACAGUCCAGCCUACGGGCCCUUCCCAAGACCCGAGCUCCUCCCAUACCCCCGUCAUUCGUAGGGAGCGACACAGGAACAGCGAGCGGCAGCGCGCCAACAGCACCUCCACCUUGGCGGCCUCUGUUGGCCUGCCCUGCCCAUUCUCCCCAUCCGGGACCCAGGAUGCAGGCAGUGCUGAGUGGCAUGCUAGCGAGAAGCUGAACCAGGCCAACUUGGAUGCCAUCACCUUCCCAGGUGUCCCGCAAACCGGCACAGCUGAUGGCAUCUCUGCUUGUCACGAUGAAUCCCCGGUGAUGGACAGACAGACACGCCACAGUUUGAGUAAUGGCAGCACCCUGGAACACAAUGCAAAGGACAUGCAUAGAGGGAGAGCCUUCAGUUUAGACAUGGGAGGAGGGCAUUCAGCAGAAAAUGCCAAGAGUGUUUCUCCAGUGAUGCCAACACCCCUGCCCCCCCAUUUGCAGCUUGUAGCCCCGCCAAACAGGAAGGACUGUGAGACCAUCACACCAUCUCCUCCUACGUCCUCGAAUCCGUCCAUUCAUGAGCACCUGUCCUCAUUGCGAAUAUCGGAGUCCAGCCUCUUAAGCUCCACUGACCUGCAGCAGCCACAUGAAAUGGGUGUAUUGCAGGAGGACUAUGACGAGGUAUUCCUUCAAAAUCCUGCCCCUCCGUCACCUCCUCUUCCAGUUCAAGAGACAGGCAUCAUGGAGGACUUGCCUCCUCCUCCUCCUCCUCCUCCCCUCGACUUGGAACAGGAAGUGGCACACCAGACUGUCGGAAGCCUCCUUCCUUCUUUGAAGCCACAGCCCUCCACCAUAUCAACCAGCACCACUACAUCCACCACAACCGAGGACAGCCUGGGUCUUGACUACCAGCCCUUGCCCAGGAGAGAAAAGACAUCUGAGGAGCUGCGAGUGGAGGUGCUGGCCAGGCAGCUGGUGUUGCAGGACAGCUCCCUAGCGCCUCUCUUGGACACAUGGGGGGGUAAAUGCAUAUUGAAGCUUAUGGAGGACGUCUUUCCAAACAACAAAUUGGUUGGUAAAUCACCAUUGCAGUGCAGGGACGGUAGUCAAUUGGAUGACAGGAUCCAAGAUGGUGUCUGUGAUCUUGCUCAGAGCAUGACGACGGAUCAUGAGAAAGAUACUGAUCUGGAUGAGGAAGAGAAAGACCUCAACACCAAGAAAGUGGAGCUGUGUGAGGCUCUGAGGAGCAGCCUAUCGGCUCUGCGGAAGGAGAAGGAAGAGCUGUGCGAGGAGCUGAGAUGUCACCAGGCGCUGGGGGAAAGCAUUGCAGCUGUGGUGCAGGAACACCUCAAAACUAAUGAGAAGGACAAGUACAGCAUGUUCAUCGGAGACCUGGAGAGAAUCGUGAACCUGCUGCUGUCUCUGUGCAGCCGACUGUCGAGGAUCGACCGGUCUCUGCUCUCUCUGGAGAGACAAGACCUCACACAGGACACAGCAGAGGAGAGGGACUCCCUCCAUCACAAACGCUCUGUGCUGCUCAGUCAAACUGACGACGCUCGGGAGCUGAAGGAGAACUUGGACCGACGGCAGCGCGUGGUCCACGGUAUCCUGUCGGGCUACCUCACCGAACCGCAGCUCCAGGACUACCGCCACUAUGUCAGCGCUAAACCCUCCCUUCUGAUUCGCCAGCGGCACCUUGACAAUCUCAUACGGCAGGGGGACGAGCAGUUGACACGACUGGCCGAGAGUCUGCCGCAGGAACUGGCAGAGGCUCACGGUGCGUCAAGAGCGUGUUCGUUCCCAUCAUCAAAUCCUGCCCCCUCCUGCUCUUCUCCUUUUCCACCACUGCUUCCACCCUCUGUCAUCCCAGGCCACGUCCACUCAGUCAGGUCCACCACUGUGACAUCACUGUGAUCUCUUUUUUCAGGCCGCUAUUAUGAGUGGCAGUGAAGGAUGGGGAAAUGAAUAGACAGUUUGCUCCCUAAAAACUCCCUCUGAGCUCGAGUGACGUUCUAAAUAGAAGGAGCUUUACAUGAAGGAAGAACGGGACUGAAACAGGCUCCGUUCACGCUGAAACUAUGCAGACUUCACAAGAAGGAAAGUCUUUAAUGAAGAAGGAGAGUCUUUAAUGUGUCUCAUUUUAUUCACACUCGACUGUAGGAUACACCUGUGUUCACCUCAACAUCAGCAACCAGCGCUCUGUGGACUAAACUGACUGCUGCCAACAUCUCUAAUCCUCCUCUGCUCUGAACGGUCGUUUUAAGGGCCAACACGUGUUUUCAGCUUGGAAGUUCAUUGUCAAAUACUUCAAAGGACAAUUCCAGAGUCUGUUUCAUUUCCCGCAGUCUUCCAGCUCUCAGUAAAGACCAGAGCAGCGAUUUAAAGCUGUACGUGUACAAGCCAGCUUUAAUGUAUGUUCAAAUUUCCAGACAGAUUAGAAACCACCACAUUUUCCGAAAUUUUCCCAAGGAGCUCCUCAGUGGCAGCUCCGGCCCAGCAUUCAGCAACAGCAUGAAGGCACCAGAAGGACUGGGUUAGGGACAGCAGCAUGAAUUCUGGUAAGAGAAGAAAAAAUGAUGUUUAAAAGUGAACAAAAAAGUCUCGAUCACACUGGAAUUGUCCUUUAAGAACCCUCGCUGUGGCUUCAGCAGCCUCAAACAUCAGACGUUCCUCCAUGAACUCUUCCUUUAAGAUGAAGCAGGCAGGUGUGUCAUCUCCCAAAGACAGUAUCAUCGUGUUUAAAACCAGACAUCAUUUCAUCAUCAUGUCUGACCUUUCAGAGAUUUUCACCAAACCUGCUCAGCUUUCACACAUGUACAGUCAACUCACAAAAAGAACUUAACAUGGAUAUUGGAGGACCAUGGCACACCUGAAGGGGAAGCGCUUUGAGAAACUUGUUCCGAUCACGGCCACAUGAUACUAUAACACUACUACUGUCACCACUGUCUGUAUGUCUGGAGCACUUUUUCGCAGUUUGACUACUGUUUGCAGCAGAAUUUACACUGAAUGAUAAACAUUGUUCUACUUGUGCCUCUUUAAACGUUAAUGUGAAACAUCUGAAAAUUCAGAUUCCAAAGAUUUUCAAGCGAUGAGAAGUUUGCAGGCAUCAGCUUGGUUUAAUUUGGUUUAGAAAUCUACUAUAUUUUCUUCCCAUUCUUCCCAAAGUUUCAGCUUUUUACUAACACCACAACCGCGACAAAAUUACCCAAACUCUAAAAGUCAUGUUGAUUUUUCUUUUUUUUUUUUAAAUUAAUGUCAGAUAGUCCACAAAACGUCAAGAAUAAACGUCAUUUACCAAACAACAUUAUUUAAUUUAUAAAAUGAAACACAAAAAUGUUUAAUUGAUAAGUAAUAUAAAUAAUCAGUCAUUGCAAUUGCUGAUUAAUUAAUAAUCAGCAAUCACCUAAUUAAUUAAACUGACCAGUUUCACUGUGGUUAAAAGCCUCGCUCAGUUUUCAAUGCAAAUCAAGUUAUCCAGGUUCCAAAAAACUUCCAUAACUCCUUGUGAUAUCUGAAAUAAAACAAUGUUUAGGUUUGGGGAUAUUUCUUUCUUUCUUUCUUUCUUUCUUUUUUUUUAAUUUUCCAAGGAAGUCCAGUUCUGAUUCUGAAAAGUGAUUGUGGACACUUUUAUAAAGCUGCAUAUCAUAUCUGAAAAUCUUCACAGUAUAAGCACUUUGUCAUUGACUCAGGUACUGCUAUCAGUUGAGGAUGGAGUGAAUGCACAUGUGCUCGUGUUUUCUUUAGUUCUGAUCAAAAAUCCUGACUUGUAAGGAAAGAUGAUGUUUGACACCCACAGAAAACAUGGAGAACUGAGACACAUUUUAAAGGUGCACUAAAGGCUCACUUUAAAAAAUAACAGAGGCUUUAUAUAUGGGAAGUCUCAAGCCCAGCCAGAGAUAAAAUGAAAACUCUCCACACCCAAAGUCAAUUUAUACUUGCGCGUGCAUAAAUUAUUUUAUUUAUUAUCAGUUAUCUAACAACAACAAAAGGCUACGGCCUCCUCCUGUCCAGCUUCCUUUUGCUAUUUAAACGGCGCCUCUGGGCUCAAAGGCGUAAGACACAAGGCGCAAAGGGAUUGUAUGUAGUCCCUUAAUUAUUCAUAGGUGGGUUUUGUGUAGAAUAAGAGUUAAACCAGUCAGAUUGACAUCUCCCGCCACUCAUAAAAGUCAGGUGCAGCUGGUCCACUGCAACAGGGUCUUUAAUGCGUAAGUUAUCAAUUACAUUACCUGCACUGAUCCCAGAUGAAGAGACUCUGUUGCGUUUACGCACAGGGGGACAGCAGCUUAAUCUAAACACCGACCAACACACCGAUACGACGGGCCAGGGCCAUGACCUCCAUCGAAGCUUAAAGUUUCCUCUGUCAUGUCAAGUUUAGUUAGUUUUAGCUAUUUAAUGCUGCGAUAUUAGUGAGCGCGUGGAAACGUUUAAAAUUGCUGAAAGUGGCUUCUCUAAGUCCCCAGUGCGUAACAGGCAGGGUUUACGUGCGUUGUGAAGCCUCCUGUGUCGCAUCUUACCAUGAACAAUGCGCCCAUUAAGUAGCAGGAAUAACACUGCGCCACUGACUUCAGAUCAGGUUUUUGUUGGUCAUUGGCGCAGUCCAUUUCUGCUGCCUCAAGAGAUCAAUGCGCACAACAAUGCGCCUCAUUUUAAAACCAGCUGGCCAAUGGGAGCAAAUACAAUUACUGCUUACACUAGCUGGGCACAUCAUUGGAGUUAUUUUCUCAGACUUCAGGAAGCUCCUCCAGAGCCACAGUAGGCAUUGCACAACUGUUUUCACGGGCUGAGUGGUACCUCUUUCGUGUCGUGUGGUCAAUAUUGCUGUGGACAUGAAAAGUUAACCUUAACUUGUAAGCACAACCAUUAAAACAAAUGCUACAAAAAUUAUUUCAUGUUUUGCAGAGUAGCGGGUGUCAUUUGGCUUCCCUACAGUUCAGUUCAAACGGGGACUCCAAAUGGCAUAAAGAGCACCAGUCCUACAGAAUCAAUAUUUAUUGUUUUAUUAACAGUGUUAGCACUGGGUGGAAUCUAAAAUACAGAGGUUUUCAAAUAGCUGAAGUACUGAUCAGUGGGUGUUCUUACCUGUUUUCACUCUGUUUCAUUUUACACCUUUUACACCUGACUCUUAGAUUUUAGGGCACCUUUUAAAUAUUCUCACUUUGUCAUAUACUCCAUACAUUACAGCACACGGUAUGCCUUAUGUCCUCAGCAGUAUAGUCCAGAUUUUACUGCUCGAUUGUUGUUUGUUUGUUGGUUCUUGUUAUUUGCAGAAUAUUUCAGAUGUUAUUUUGGUUUAUUGUUGAAUAAAAUUCAAUGUUUGUGUUAUGAAAAAAGAACAAUUAAAUAACAACUCCUGUUUUUGUUUUGCAAAAUAAAUGUAUUUUGUAAAAUUA
Molecule: messenger RNA, 10168 nt
Organism: Scatophagus argus
Lineage: Eukaryota; Metazoa; Chordata; Actinopteri; Scatophagidae
Gene: shroom3
Product: shroom family member 3
Exons: 26
Coding region: 498-6692 (2064 amino acids)
Biological process (GO): actin filament organization
Cellular component (GO): cortical actin cytoskeleton; apical plasma membrane; adherens junction
Molecular function (GO): actin filament binding
Source: RefSeq, a predicted model, not a curated record